Molecule: messenger RNA, 873 nt
Organism: Cucurbita pepo subsp. pepo (vegetable marrow)
Lineage: Eukaryota; Viridiplantae; Streptophyta; Magnoliopsida; Cucurbitales; Cucurbitaceae
Gene: LQY1
Product: DnaJ/Hsp40 cysteine-rich domain superfamily protein
Biological process (GO): photosystem II repair
Cellular component (GO): chloroplast
Molecular function (GO): protein disulfide isomerase activity
Source: RefSeq, a predicted model, not a curated record
AAUAAGGGAUAUCCAAAUCCUGAAAUGCGUGGUGAAGCUUUGUAGCUUUGAAACAAAUCACAGCCUCAAGUAUUUCUUCAGGAAUUAGAACUGAGACCCUCUUUCUAUCUCCCUGAUUCGGAGCUGCUCUCAGAAGCAAAGCAAUCGAAUCCAAGGAAUUCAGAAAUGACAGUAGCACCUUCGCUUUCUCGCCUCCACUCCCCAUUUCUGUAUUGUCCUCUCAAGCCGACUUCUUCUGCCUCUCUAUCCCUUACAUUCUCCAGAAAUCAACGAUCGCCAGCAUCAUAUCCACGCAUCAGAGCUAUAGAUCUUGACCAAAAUACGGUGGUGGCACUUUCAGUGGGGCUAGCGAGUUUGGCAGUUGGAAUAGGCAUUCCGGUCUUCUAUGAAACCCAAAUUGAUAAUGCUGCAAAGCGUGAAAAUACUCAGCCCUGCUUUCCCUGCACUGGUUCGGGAGCACAGAGAUGCAGAUUUUGCAUGGGAACUGGCAAUGUGACCGUAGAACUUGGUGGAGAUGAAAAGGAAGUCUCCCGAUGUAUUAACUGUGAUGGUGUUGGCACAUUGACAUGCACUACAUGUCAGGGCUCAGGAAUUCAACCUCGAUACCUAGAUCGCAGAGAAUUUAAAGAUGAUGAUUGAAGCCCAGCAGAACCAAAUCCAGCAACAUCCGCUGAUUUUGCUUUCAGUUUGAUGGCUUUAAACUUGUUAGUUCCAUUGAAUCGAAGAGCUUGGUAACUUCCACCAAGCACUUCUUUUUGGUAACUGUUCGCGUGCAUUCUUCUAAUGUAGAUCUGUGGUUAAUAAUACAAACAACGUUGUAUGAAGAGAGAAGAAAUAACUGUACUAUCCCGAGUUUAUGACUUCAUUCCUCUA